Messenger RNA from Abrus precatorius (Indian licorice), 1215 nucleotides. RefSeq lists its product as uncharacterized. The transcript has 2 exons. Lineage: Eukaryota; Viridiplantae; Streptophyta; Magnoliopsida; Fabales; Fabaceae. The coding region runs from base 1 to 1215 and encodes 404 amino acids. The record is from RefSeq and is a predicted model, not a curated record.
AUGGCUCAACGAUUUAGAGCCUUAAUGAAUGAAGAGGAAGAGCAGAUUUCUGUAUGUGAAGUGCAUCAAAUGGAGGACCAUGUGGAUGUGGGUGAUAUUAAUGAAGGGCCUCAGCAUAAUGAAGGCCCAAUUAAGGAGAAGAAGAAGUCCACCUCGUUAGAGGCUAAGGUCCCUAUAAAUUCUGAAGGCAAAAAUCCUCAGACCAAAGUUGGGAAAGUCCAACAACCUGUAAUUUCUUUAAGGAACCCAAAGAAUAAGUCCAUACAACAUAAUUUAAUUGUGCAGAAAGAUAAUCUUUCUUCUAAAUGUCAAAGUGAUCCUACUGCUUUGGACAAGAAAAAAAUCAUAAUGAAAGAAAAAGAGGCAGGAAUGUUAUGUGAUAUGAAAAAGAUGGCCCAUUAUGGGAAUAAUUUUAUAGAUAAUUUCACUACUCAUAAUUGUUAUCCGAACAAAGAGGAAGUGGAUUUUGCUAUAAACACUAGGAUAAAAAAUGAUGUUGCAUCUGCUAUUCUUAAACCUCCAGAGUUAAUUAGAAGCAAUUGUAGCGGUAGUGAACAGGAUAUGGUCAUUGAUAAAUCAAGAAGGCCUAAGGAUCUGGAUGCUCCCAUGGUUGAUACCACGCUUGGGAGUAUUUGGUGUUUAUGGGAUACUAAUAGCUGGAAGGUUGAUGUGAUUAUCUCUGAUGUCCAAUUUAUUCACAUGAAGGUACAAUGGCAUAAUGAUGAUCCUUGGUUCUUAACUGCGGUGUAUGGCAACCCCCAAGCCUUAUCAAGACGUGACCUUUGGUAUAACUUAAAGAACAUUGCCCAAUCAGUGUCUUAUCAACCUUGGUGCUUGGUUGGUGACUUCAAUGCUACUUUGAAUAGUUGGGAUCGUAAAGGUGGAUCGAGGGAUACUCAGAAUCUUGCUUGCCCUUUAUUUCAAGCCUUUAUGAGAGAUUGUAACAUUGUGGAUGUUGGCUUUGUUGGCUCCCCCUUUACCUGGAAAUAUGGUACGUUGUAUGAACGUCUUGCUAGAAUUAUUCUUAACUUGGAUUGGAGACUUAGAUUUGAGCAGAUGUCUGUCUGCCAUCUUUCUCCCUUCAAAUCUAAUAAUAACCUGUUGCUUAUGGAUUUUCAUAACUCUGAUGGUCUGAAUAGAGGUAGACGUCCCUUUCGUUUUGUGGCUGCUUGGCUAACUCAUGAGGACCUCCCAAAUGUUGUUCGUAAUUUAUGA